Triticum urartu is the source of this 1086-nucleotide messenger RNA. The record is from RefSeq and is a predicted model, not a curated record. Lineage: Eukaryota; Viridiplantae; Streptophyta; Magnoliopsida; Poales; Poaceae.
AUGGCUCCCGCUCCCGCUCCCCCCUCCUCCAUCUCAUCGGAGGAGGGCCAACCACCAGCCACCAAAAAACCUCCGGCCACCUUCUCGCCGGAGCCAACUCUAGCCACCAGUCCUCUAGACGAGCUCCUCCCCACAGUAGCUCCUCCACCAUCGCCAUUCUUUGACCUGCCUUAUGUGAAAGCCGGGCAGGUUGCGCUCCGCUGCUCCCUGGGCUGUGGCAAUGCCAUGGGCUUGGAGUUCGAGGAUGAUGCCUCGUACUACCUCCGCCUCGACAUCACCACCUCCGCUGUCCACCUCGCCUCGCCGCUCUACAUCAUCUUCCACUACUCCAACCGCCUCCUUGAUGCCACUAUCGUCGCCGCCCUGCUUCAGGCUGUCCUUGGCGGUGCUGCCGCUGAUUUCUUCGUUGCCCAAUGCUCUCCCCUCGUUUAUUGCUUCCAUGUUGCUUCUGCGCGUAUAGCAGAGAUCAUCCUCGCACAAUCCACACUCUGCUUAUGCGCAUACUCCUUCUCUUUUGUGAGAACCCUACCUCCGAUCCCACCUUCUCCGCCCCACAUUGCCACAUGCAUGCCGUUGGCUCACCUGCUCCAAAUUCCAGAGGAUAUGGGUCUCCACUUUGAAAGCGUAGCAUGGGCACAAUGUCGCUCGCUCGUCUCCCAGCGUCCACCAAACCAACCGCAUGGAUGCCGCAUGUAUGCGCGCGUCAUACAGUUCCCUUUCACCAUUGAUGCCACCACGAUGGGUCUCAUCCUAGCUUGCCUAUUCGGCGGCAUCCACCACCAAUUCAACGUCACGGACGACGGAGAUUCCUGCUUCUCUUUCACUAUGGCUUCGACUGGCGUUGCCGCGCUCAUCGCUUCUAUGGGUGACUUUCACAAGCUGGGCAUCCUACUCCGCUUCCCUUGGCGUGCGCCUACGGGGCGUGCUUCAUGCUCACCAUCGGGGUCGGCCUCGCCGUCGUCUAUCGGGCCUACGUCUUCCUCGCCGACGGCAGUCGAUCCUGCUCUGCUGCCACCUGCGUCCACAACUAUUGUUCUCUCUAAGGAGCGUCAUCAACGGCCUGGUAUAAGCUUUUCUACCGCCUAA